Molecule: messenger RNA, 386 nt
Organism: Oncorhynchus gorbuscha (pink salmon)
Lineage: Eukaryota; Metazoa; Chordata; Actinopteri; Salmoniformes; Salmonidae
Product: arfaptin-2-like
Exons: 2
Biological process (GO): intracellular protein transport; regulation of Arp2/3 complex-mediated actin nucleation
Cellular component (GO): trans-Golgi network membrane
Molecular function (GO): phospholipid binding; protein domain specific binding
Source: RefSeq, a predicted model, not a curated record
CUCCAGUGCACUAAACAGAUGAUCGCAGAGCGGUUUGGUCGUGGUUCUCGGACUGUGGAUCUAGAACUGGAGGCUCAGAUAGAAGUUCUCCGGGACACCAAGAGGAAGUAUGAGACUGUGCUGCGAUUGGCCAGAGCCCUGACCAAUCACUUGUACAGCAUGGUGCAGACGCAACACGCCCUCGGGGACACCUUCACCGACCUCAGCCUGAAAUCACCUGAACUACGAGAUGAGUUUGGGUACAACGCAGAGACCCAGAAGUUAUUAUGCAAGAACGGAGAGACACUGCUAGGAGCCAUCAACUUCUUUGUGUCCAGCAUCAAUACACUGGUUAACAAGACCAUGGAGGAUACGCUGAUGACCAUCAAGAUGUAUGAGGCUGCUAG